UUCCCUCUCGAAUGUUUUUUGCAUUAUUUUAUUUGUUUCUUUCUCCUUUCCCCUCCGGGGCUUUUUAUUUUUUUCCUUUCUCUCUUACCCUAACACGGAAUUGGCGCGUACCAAGGGAAGAUUCUGCUGCCAUUUCCAAUUUAGUUUUAGAAUUUUCUAAAGCUUUGUCUUCACUAUUUUUUUGUUCGUUUUUCUCAUUUUCUCUAAUAUUUGUUGUUGUUUUAUUAUUAUUGCCAGCUAGCGUUGUCGAUGACCACCACCACCUCCAGUCAUUUAAUGCUUCCACGGCAUCCAUUUUUUCGUCAUUGCUAGACAUUUUUAUUUUUUUAUAA
Messenger RNA from Meloidogyne enterolobii, 332 nucleotides. The record is from the annotation of a GenBank genome assembly. NCBI's taxonomy places the organism in Eukaryota, Metazoa, Nematoda, Chromadorea, Rhabditida, Meloidogynidae.